ACGUCAUUCUGUUUCCUAGCAACGGUGAACGCUCCGGCGCCUGCCUGCCGUUAGCGCUAAAGCUAGCAGGGCAGCUGUGUUGAUUAAACAUGAAGGAUGGAGAUGAUGACCUGGACGAGCUGCUCGAUGAGGUCGAAAAGAAGUUUUGCCGUAACGUUUCUGUCACGUGUUUAGCUCGCGAGGAUUCAAAGGAGGCUGGAAAAGGCGGGAACGACACAGAGGGACAGAGGAAACACAGGUAAACAAAGCUAACUCUGCUAGCUAGAGUCACCGAGGAGAAGCCAGUUUAAAAGCUUUUUAUUUUGGUCUCGUCUGAAGAUCCAUCAUCUUCUGUUAUUUACAAACUCAGGUCUGAGGUCAGAUAUCAGUGAAGUUCUCCUGUUUUAGUGAAUCAGCCUGAUAAAACACAGAAAAUACACAGAAUGGACCCAGCAUGGUUUCAUCUUUACUUACAGUAAAGAAAUAAAACUAAGAAAAAUAAACUGUAGUAACAGAAAUCAUGUCUCAGAAAAAUAUACUUGUCAUUUUGAUUUUCUAGUCUGACCCAUGACCCAUCUGUUAACAUGGAGGACUUUAUGAUGAUGAUAAUAAUAAUAAUAAUAACUUUUUUAUAGCCCUUUUAAAAACAGAAGUUUACAAAGUGUUUUGGGAAACAGUCGUACAGCUCAUGGAAAUAAAAACUAAAGCUCAGUGAAAAACUCUGAAUUAAAGGUCAUGAGGAACCUACAACAUAAACUGAGACCAAGAGACCAAAAUAAAAACAUACAAUAGGAAAGAAAAAGAAAUGUAAUAAAAGAGGGUAGUAGAAAGCACAAAACAGAAUAGUAAAUAUAAAAAGAGGAUAGAAAUAAUAAUAAUAAAAUCAAAAUAAAAUAAUAAUGAUGGUAAUAGUAAUGAUAAAAUGGAAAAACAAAAAUGAGCGGAAAAAAAACAAAAUCAAUUAAAGGCCUAAACGGUUAAAUAAGAAAAGAUUAUAAGUAAAACAUAAACUAAAAAGACAGAAAGUCGAAAUUAGAAAAAACAUAAAAGACGUCAUCACAUAAAAUCAAGUCUGUAAAAGUGAGUUUUUAAAUUUGACUUAAAGAAGCGUCUGUCUCUGCUGUUCGCCUUCUCUCCUCUGAAGGUCGUUCCAAAGUCGAGGAGCUCUGAUGGACAAAGAUCGAUCACCUUUAGUUUAGAGACUUUGGAACGACCAGGAGGACUUCAGAGGAUCUGAGGCUGAGAGUUUUAUUCAUAAGGAAGUAAAAGCUCUGAAAUGAAGCUCAGAGCGAGUCCUUUGAGAACUUUAAAAGUAAUCAAUAAAAUCUUAAAAUCAAUUCUAAAACUGAGAGGAAGUCAGUGAAGGGAGGAUAAAACUGGAGUGAUGUGACGCCGUCGACUAAAACCAGACAAAAGCCGAGCUGCUGCGUUCUGAACUCGUCUGAGGAGAGAGAGUGAUGAUCUACACUGUGAAUACUGACAGAUGAAGAAUAAUCAACUUUUUAUUUAGCAGCACCAAACCUGCACAGUCGAGGAGCAGCAUCACUGAGGACAUAGACGCUCUUCUGGAGGAAUUACUGGAGGACGACUGCAGCGAUCCUCCUCCUCAGCAGAAGGUUUAAGAAAUGUUCCUUCUUAUCAUGAAAACUUAUCUGCACGCCUGUUUGUGAAGAAAUGCAGGACACUCAUGAUUUCCACGUAUUUGAGUUUAUCACCUCGUUUUGUUUCAGACUGAACAUUUUCCUGAUGCAACACACAAGGAGAAGAAAGUGUCCUCUCAGUUUGGAGGGAGGAAGUAAGUGAAAAUUCUGGGUCUCAAUAAAGACUGCACGGUGAAUAAUGAGACAAAGAAAUGACUGUGUUGAUGUUCUAUUUUGAUAAGUUCAGCUUUAAAAACUGCUCUGAUCUGAAAUGUCCUGAUGUCUGUCGAAGCUGGUCGUGUUUUUCUGCGUUCAGAGACGGUCUGUGCCGUUUGUUCUGCUUCCAGGUGCUGUCCGGUUUUUGUUGGCGGGAGCUCGCUGCCAAAUGGCGUGGGAACAGCCACGUCUCAGAGGUGCGAAAAAUAACCGAAAGCCUGGUGUUUAUCACGUCUCAUACAAACAUGAAACUUUGGUACAAAUGUUGGAUCCAACAGUCCUCAGAGGAAGAAAUGAUCGUCUGUUAUUUACCUUUCAUUAUUCUGAAUCAGUGUGUAGAUGCACCGCAGUGUAACGGUAAUACCUCCAUCCUCAGGUCAUGUGAUCAGCUGAGGUGUACCUCCUGUGACUUCAGGGUGCUGAUGUUUGAUGACUGUGAGUGGGACUCGUCCUGUGAUUACCUGUUCCUCAGGUAAAAACUGCUGAAAAAUGUGUUUUUGUUAAUCACUGAAAAGAUAUUUAGUGAGAACUUUACCUGAUCUGUCCGUGACUCUUUCAUGCUCUGGCUCUCUGUGUGAGCAGGAACAACAUGCCGGACCGUCAGAAGCUCCGAGCGAAGCUGAAGAAGAGGAGAGGUCAGAGAGCGUACGCCUGUCAGUGCAGCUGGUUCUCCACGUCAGAGCCCACAGACCUCCGAGACCGAGCUCAGCUCAGCUGGGUGUGUGGAAAACACCGGGACUGAAAAACUCGCUCCGAUGAUACAGACGCCUGAAUAACUCAUGCUGCUUCUCCUUCCUUCCUCUGACUCUGGAGUUCUCUCUUCUCCACGGUUAAAGCAAACUGAAGCAAAGUUUGACCAACGAUAGUGAGGAGAAUAGAUGAUAGUUUUAAUACUUUUUUAUCACCUUUUAUAUAAUUCACUUUGAUUUUCUCAUCCUUACACAAACUUGAUUUCCUUGAAGCUCAAAAGUCGAUCAUAUAGACGUGAUUUUAAUACGAUCUCGAUGUCUCUAAGGAUCAUAUACACAGUAUUUAACAUUUUUAACAGCAGAUAUCUGAACCAGUUUUUGCUGCAGGUAAUUUGACUCACCGCUCUGUAGUUCAGAGUAUGUUAAUCAUGUGUUAUUGCAGGAAGGCUUUGUUUGAACCAUUAACUGUUGUGGUCCCAACUUUCAGGUUUACGAGGAGCUCAAUUUUUUACCUCCUGCAGGAAUAGUUUCAGCUUUUAAAAAUGAACCUUAAAUUAAUGUGUUUUACGUCAUAAAUUGUUGGCUGUAAAACUAAAACUAUAAAGUGUGUUGCAGUUUUAUUAU
Molecule: messenger RNA, 3148 nt
Organism: Xyrichtys novacula (pearly razorfish)
Lineage: Eukaryota; Metazoa; Chordata; Actinopteri; Labriformes; Labridae
Source: the annotation of a GenBank genome assembly